Ipomoea nil (Japanese morning glory) is the source of this 1332-nucleotide messenger RNA. Its product is annotated as COMPASS-like H3K4 histone methylase component WDR5B. The record is from RefSeq and is a predicted model, not a curated record. The transcript is spliced from 3 exons. The coding region runs from base 90 to 1043 and encodes 317 amino acids. Lineage: Eukaryota; Viridiplantae; Streptophyta; Magnoliopsida; Solanales; Convolvulaceae. Gene Ontology annotation, molecular function: protein binding.
UGAGUAAUGUAACAGAAAUUAAUUGCAGGGAGGUUUAAUUUCCUGGCAACAUGAAGCCAUAAAACGGCGGUGGCCGGACGGGGAAUGCGAUGGCAAGCGGCGGCAAUAGCAACCAGGAGACGGCACCAAUACCUUACCGUCCAUAUCGGCAGAAGAAAGUGCUUACGGCGCAUACACGCGCCGUCUCCUGUGUGAAGUUCUCCAACAAUGGCGAGCACUUCGCCUCCGCCUCCUUGGACAAAACGCUGAUCGUCUGGUCAACCGAAACCCUAAGUAAAGUCUCCCAACUCGACGGCCACUCCGACGGAGUCUCCGACCUGGCCUGGUCGUCCGAUUCCACCUACGUCUGCUCCGCCUCCGAUGAUCGCACCCUCCGCAUUUGGGUUGCGCGCGACGGCGAGUGCGUCAAGACGCUCCGCGGCCACACCAACUUCGUCUUCUGCGUCAAUUUUAACCCCCAGUCCAACCUCAUCGUCUCCGGCUCCUUCGACGAGACUAUUCGCGUCUGGGAUGUGCAGACGGGCAAAUCCGUGCACGUGAUCCGGGCCCACUCCAUGCCCGUCACCUCCGUCAAUUUCAACAGGGACGGAUCUCUCAUUGUCUCCACCAGCCACGACGGCUCUUGUAAGAUAUGGGACGCAGCCUCCGGCACCUGCUUGAAGACCCUUAUCGAUGAUAAACUCCCGGCCGUUUCCUUCGCCAAAUUCUCCCCCAAUGGCAAGUUCAUACUCGUCGCCACUCUCGAUAACAAUCUUAGACUCUGGAACUACUCUACUGGCAAAUCAAUCAAAUCAUAUGCAGGCCAUAAGAACAGUGUGUAUUGCAUUGCAGCAACGUUGUCGGUUACCAGUGGGAAGUAUAUCGUCUGUGGCUCUGAAGAUCAUUGCGUGUGGCUAUGGGAUCUGCAAGGAAUGAAUCCACUCCAGCAGUUAGAAGGGCACACUGAUACCGUCAUCUCUGUCAGUUGUCACUCUAAAAAGAACAUGAUUGUCUCUGCAGGGCUGCAUAAUGAUAGAACUGUGAGGGUGUGGGUUCAAGAUUAAACAAUGUUCUGCAACUCUUCCUGGUUUUGCCUCUGGGAAAUUACCAUAACAAAGAAAGAUCAUAGUAAUCUCUAGCUAAAGAAAGAUCUCCACAACAUUGGACUGUCAAAAUGGCAGUCCUUUAAAGUUUCAAAACUCUCUCAGAAUUACGAUAUCUGUAGUGUUGAUACACUGUCUUCUUCUUCUUUUGUCAGACCACGAGGUGUCCUGAAAGCAUAUCUUAACUGUAGGAGGCACCUUUAAGCCCCUACCAUACUUAGACUAAUCCAUGUUUGCACCGUGCUGGUCC